Messenger RNA from Oppia nitens, 543 nucleotides. RefSeq names its product TATA box-binding protein-like 2. The record is from RefSeq and is a predicted model, not a curated record. The transcript has a single exon. Lineage: Eukaryota; Metazoa; Arthropoda; Arachnida; Sarcoptiformes; Oppiidae. Gene Ontology annotation, molecular function: RNA polymerase II general transcription initiation factor activity; DNA binding. The coding region runs from base 1 to 543 and encodes 180 amino acids. Gene Ontology annotation, biological process: DNA-templated transcription initiation.
AUGCCUGUGAUAACUAAUGUUUCGAUGACUGCUGAUCUCUUUGAUAUGAUUGGUUUUAUUGAUUUAAGAAAAUUGUGUAACAACUGUUGUAAUUGUGUAUAUCACAAUUACCCAUUUGUGAGAGUAAUUAAACGGUAUCGUAACCCUAAUGCCACGGUUAUGAUAUACGACUCUGGUAAACUAGUAUGUGUGGGUGCAAAAUCAAAAAAUGAUGGUCGAAUAGCAUUACGAAAGACUGCUCGCAUAAUACAAAAACUCGGAUAUGAUAUCAAAUUACAUAACUUACGUGUGACUAACAUUGCUGCGUCACAUAACCUGAAAAACGACUUGAAUGUAGAGAAACUGAUGAAUCAAUUUAAUUGGAGCAGUAAUUAUGAGUUGGAAAUAUUUCCACAUUUGAGGAUCAAUUGUGGUAAUAAAAGACAUAUAACUCUCACUAGAAAAGGGAAAAUGAUAUUGACUGGUGUUUAUACUAGAAAAGCAUUGAAUGAAUUAUAUGAAGAGUUUAUGUUUAAAUACUUUGAUUACUUAAUAAACAAAUAA